Messenger RNA from Amorphotheca resinae ATCC 22711, 832 nucleotides. RefSeq lists its product as hypothetical. Lineage: Eukaryota; Fungi; Ascomycota; Leotiomycetes; Helotiales; Amorphothecaceae. The coding region runs from base 239 to 736 and encodes 165 amino acids. The record is from RefSeq and is a predicted model, not a curated record. The transcript has a single exon.
AUAUUCUUACCACUGAAGUUAUGUGGCAUUUUGCGCAUCAACUCACCCAUCAACUAUCAUUUUCUUUUACUGUUCAAUAGAAGCCGCUCAGCGGUCCCUGCAGUACCUGCUUUGGAGAGUAUCUGAACCAGUUGAAAAGUUGUGAGAGUCGAAAUACAGAAACUGCAGAAGGAAAGACCCGGGGAUCUAUCAUAUAUCGGGAAAGCUUGUGAGUGUGCUACAUACAACCUAGAAAUGAAUGAUUGGCCCAGCCAUCAACUACGGAGUAUUAGAGUUGGCGGCGGGAGAAAGAAGAGCCGCAUUGUCCAACGGUCUUUUCCAACUGCUCAGUGAUCCGAAAAAUCAAUUAAAAAAAAGGCUCGUUCCUACGCACCCGCGAUUGAUGAUUCUGCAGAGUGGCCGUUUUCUAUUUUCAAGACCUUGUUACAUCUUUGAAAACCCGUCAAUACACCAACGGUUGUGUGCAAUAAAAAGGCUACUCGCCGGGGCCCGCCUACGUACUCCCAAACAGCGAUCAUCACUUGUGAUCGCAUGGCUUCUUAUGUGCGGCGUUCUCUCUGCACGCGCAUUGGAGGGACGGGGAGGGGGGUACGGCCGGCUGUGUUGUGGUAGUGGCACUCAUCUGUGCUACAUUUUCUCCCAAAGACAACCACUGCACGGCCAGUUCCAAAAUCUUCAUAUAUGGCGGACCUGGCUGACACGAACCUGGUCCUGUCCCAAAUUCUUGCCAUCAUAGGCCCAUAGCGAACCCCCCGCAAUAUUCUUCCGCGGAGACUUUUUCCACCGUUCAGGUACCAUACAGAGGUAAGUCACUAUGCUCGUGUCAUGCCAA